This is a messenger RNA of Punctularia strigosozonata HHB-11173 SS5, 3179 nucleotides long. Its product is annotated as cwf21-domain-containing protein. The coding region runs from base 1 to 1326 and encodes 441 amino acids. NCBI's taxonomy places the organism in Eukaryota, Fungi, Basidiomycota, Agaricomycetes, Corticiales, Punctulariaceae. The record is from RefSeq and is a predicted model, not a curated record. The transcript has 8 exons.
AUGUACAACGGCAUCGGUUUAACGACUCCUCGUGGCAGCGGCACAAACGGUUAUGUCCAGAAAAACCUGUCGUACAUACGGUCGCAACAGCCAGCCGCUGACAGAGCCUCCGCAUGGGAUGUUGCGCCUCCCAAGCAUCGCGAACCAGACGCGGAAAUAUUGGAACAUGAACGGAAGCGAAAGGUGGAAGUGAAGUGCUUGGAGCUUCAACUCCAGCUCGAGGACGAUGGGGUUGACGAAGCAGAGAUAGACAAGCAGGUUUCUGCGCUCCGUGAAAAGCUGUUGGCCAGCAUGCACGAUACCAUCAACGCCAAGGGCCUAAAACCCUCCGACACCCACGGCAUCGCCGCCGCGAAAAAGGCCGAGCUCAGCAAAAUGGCCCGCGCCCUAGGCACCCGCGCUGACUAUGCGGAGGGCGAGGCGUUUGACAGGGAGAAGCAGGAGGAGAACAAGCUUAAGCGGCAAGCGGAGAGGGAAGAGAGGGAGGCGCGGAGGGAGGAGGAGCGCGCUAAGUGGCAGGCGCAGAAGGAGAAGUGGGAGGCUGAGAAGAGGGAGAAGGACAGGCUGCGGAGGCGCGAAGAAGACAGGCUGAGGAGGGAGAGGGAGGCGCAAGGCCGCGAUGCGGACCGCAGGCCUGGUGGGCGCGAUAUGCCACCCCCGCCACCUCCACGGAGUUCAGGUGGAUACCGAGACAGGGAUAGGCCCGUGAGGGAUUAUCGUGACCGACGCAGCCUAAGCCCUCCGCCUCGUCGGGGACCACCUCCCAGAGACCAACGUGAUGACCGUGGAAGCCGCCGCUCACGAUCUCGCUCUCCUCCAGGCCGCUCGAGGCGCCGGUACGACUCUCGCUCGCCCUCCCGCUCGCCCUCGCGUUCGCCGCCGCCGGCCCGCCCGCCGUACCGUCGUCGCUCAGGGUCGCCCGCCCCUCCUUCUCGGCGCUACAGUCGCUCGCCUCCCCCGCAUCCUCCGAGAUCCGUCUCACGGCGCUCGCCUUCGCCACUCCGCGGAUCGAGGCGCUCGCCAUCUCCAGACAAUCGUCGGCGCUCGUCUCCCCUGCGCCGCAAGCGCUCUCCGUCAAGGUCCCCGUCACGGUCUGACUCUCGCUCUAGGUCCCGCACGCGCUCCCCUACACGCUCCCGUUCUCCUCCACCUAAGCGCGACGACAACAUGGAUGUCGACCGCGCGCGGAAUCGCGGUAGGUCGGGUUCAAGGUCGGCGUCCCCACCUUCGGACCGUGGGCGCGGCAGGCGUGGACGCUCUUCGUCGAGCGGCUCGUCGGCGAUGUCCGUCAGCACUCGGUCGUCCCGCAGUCGCAGCAGGGACUAAAUGUCGCCAACAAAAUACCAGAGGAUUCAGAAUAUUCAGAAAAUCACGCGGAUACAGUCAGAGCUCUCGAUUGUCCUUCCUUCGCGUACUUACGACAUCAAGUGGGCCCAACUCUUGUACGGUACUUUAUAUUACUCUAUGCGCCACGCAUAUGCCCUUCAACAUACGUCCUGUGUUGCAUCAGGCACCAAGAAACGACCGCGAUGCGGGAAGGUCUAAGGAGGACCUUGGCGGAACAGUGGAUCAGUGCGAAACUUGGCGUAUGCAGGACGCGCUAGGCAGUUCAGCGCUACGCGUUUAUCGGUCUCGAUGUCUUCUAUGAGUGCCUCUCGAGAUGUAUAAUCCAGCUCUGGACGAAUGUAUCCAAGGACGAUUGCCUUGAGUUCGUAGCCGUAGAAGUCGGAUCGGAAGUCGUGCAUGAUAUGAAUUUCCGCCGUCAUGCGCUCGUUCUUAUAGAACGGGUUCCAUCCCAAACUCAUGACCAUCGGCAACACUUUGGAGUCUUCGGAGCAUAACGACUCGCCUUCCUCGCCCUUGAGCACCUGCGCGAACCCGUAGUAUACACCCGUCUCCGUGACGUUGCUCAUCGGCGGCAGGGACUCGUCCGGGAGAUUAGCUGCGAAGCCCGACGGCAGACCACAUAAGCGCCCGGUUAGAUAACGGAGGUCGUUGAGAGACGCGAUCAGCGGCGGAAGGAGGAUGCCCAUAGCGCACCGGUAGGGCACCCGAGGUCCUUCCCGCCGCGCCCGAAGCCGUGCUGCACCGGCCCCUGGAGGACGAUAGGGAACGGCGGCUGGGGCUCGUCGGGGCCGACGAUGCUGGGGCGCGAGGUGCGGAACGUCUCAGUGCGCAUCGGGGCCGAGGGCCGUUCGACGAUCGUCGUCUCGGCCGACAUAUUCGACGAGGGGAUGGGGAUGGACGAGGGGAAAGUGCAAGGAGCGAGGGAGAGCAAGUUGCGAAACGCGCGCACUGGAUCGUGCUUGGGUCCAGUUAUCUAUCCGACUUGACUCCCACCGUCACUACUGGCCGGCAUGUCGUACGCAGCCCAAACGCCGGUGUACCAGUUCCCAAGUAAUCCCGUUCCACCGAGCGCCUACGCGUACCCGGUCCAACCUGAAAGCACGCUGGUGUUACCGGCAGCUGAAACGCCUGCCGCACCGGAUGCGUCGUUCGUGAACUCGCGCGUGGCGUCACAGGCCGUCGAGCAGCUCGUGUCGGCACAGCUACGCGUUGCGGGCUUCAAGUCGGCGGAACCCGCAGCGCUCCGGCGCUUGGAGGGCGAAGUCAUCGCAUUUGUAGAGAGGUUGUAUGAGGAAGCGCACAACUAUGCCAACCUCGCCAACAGGUCGGGCCCUCUGGUCACCGACUUGAUGAAGGCUUGUGGCGAGAAGAGUCUGGAACCCAAGGACCUCCACGUCUGUGCUGUAAAGUCGGCUCGGAAGAUGGAACGCCUCGGUAUACGCAGCGGAUCCCUUACUACACUACUUCCACCGCCGCCCGAGGAGCCUCAGCCAGAGAUGCUGGGGUCAGAUGACGAAGAGGCCCCGAAGGUGCCGGCCACGCUCCGGGCGAUGCCACACCCACUACCAUCCUUACCCCCCAAGCAUACAUAUUUGAAGACACCCAUCGCACCACCGAGAAAGACAGCCAUACCAUCGUUAGAAAAGAAGCUCAAGACCGCCGGCUUGGUUCAGGAUUCCCUCAAGAACCUAUUAUUGGCCACGGAAGAUACCACUGGCCAAGAGGACGGGGAACUCUUCGGUCACAUCGUCAACUGGGAGGCGACGACGCACCCACGGAAGCGCUGGAAAUUGGAUUCGGGAUCGUCCCGGUGGGGCAGGAUGGAGAGCUGA